This is a messenger RNA of Telopea speciosissima, 1176 nucleotides long. RefSeq lists its product as uncharacterized. Lineage: Eukaryota; Viridiplantae; Streptophyta; Magnoliopsida; Proteales; Proteaceae. Gene Ontology annotation, cellular component: chloroplast. The coding region runs from base 136 to 879 and encodes 247 amino acids. The transcript has 4 exons. The record is from RefSeq and is a predicted model, not a curated record.
CUAACUGCCCGCACGCCCCACGUGCAACUCCUGAUCCUUGAGCCUUUACGGACCUUGAAAAUCUCCCUCGGUCUCAUCCGUCGUCUCGGUGUGCAAGUCUCUCUGUGUUAGAGUGUUCGCGCGCGUAGUGUGGUCAUGGCGACGAGCCUGCCAUGGCAUCCCUUACUAUCGCCUUCGAAGUCUCGCUUCCUAUCUAGCCAACGACGAGCCAUUUCGACGCGCCACGUGGCCACGAUUCAGGCAUUCCGGAGGAGCGACUUCGACGGGUUCGCGAAGCGAGUUGCCUCCGGCGAGGUCUGGAAGGAAGCGUGGAGGAGCGCCAACGAUGGAUUUGAACAGCUCGUCUUCGACGCUAAGAAGGCCGCAGAGCGUUUCGAUCGCCAAUACUACGUUUCCAGGCGCUUCAACUCUAUUGUCCAGUCUGCCACCGACAAGGCUCGUGAGCUCGAUCGCGAGCUUGAAAUCGGUCGCAGGUGGCGCACUUUCACCCUCGAUUUCUCUGGCAACUUGCCCCGGUACAGGAGGCAGCUGAAUGGUUUUCUGGAUACCCCAUUGGGAAGAAGUUUUGCUACGAUCUUCUUCCUUUGGUUUGCAUUAUCCGGAUGGCUAUUUCGGUUCAUGAUUUUUGCAACAUGGGUAUUGCCCUUUGCUGCUCCUCUUCUAAUUGGAGCUGUCGCAAAUAAUUUAGUAAUCCAGGGAUCUUGUCCAGCAUGCCGACAGAAGUUCACGGGAUAUAAGAACCAAGUGAUUCGUUGCGUAGGAUGUGGGAACAUUGUUUGGCAGCCGAAAGGUGAUUUUUCCUCAAGAGGUGGUGGUAGAGGCACUAACUCAUCAACCUCGAGACCUGAUUUUAUUGAUGUGGAGUUUGAGGAGAAAUGAGAGAGAAAGCCAUGGGUGGUGGUGGGUUAUUUCUUGAACUUCCCACAGAUAAUGAAUGAGAGAAAUGAAGAGAAAAAGAAAAGAGGGGAGCUGACAAUCUUGUUUGCCUCCUUAUUUCAUGUUCAUGAUAUGUUUCUUGUUUACGGCUUCUCUUGUAAAGUAUAGAAUUGAUUGUAGGAAUGAUUCUGUAUGCUAAAUUUGUAUAAUUGUUCUCUAUCUGAAGAAUGGAUGGAAGAUAUAGGAAAUUGUAUAAUUGAGCUACGGGCUCUUCUGUAGGCCUUACUACUGCUGUUAUUA